Molecule: messenger RNA, 414 nt
Organism: Branchiostoma belcheri (Belcher's lancelet)
Lineage: Eukaryota; Metazoa; Chordata; Leptocardii; Amphioxiformes; Branchiostomatidae
Exons: 3
Coding region: 1-414 (137 amino acids)
Source: RefSeq, a predicted model, not a curated record
AUGAGAAAGCUUGGUAGAUCAGCAGACAUUGGGCGAAUUGCGAGCAAGCACGUUAAGGUGGCGGUGACCGAGAGGCCAUCGUCCCGCAGCAAGGGAGAGCCCAACAACAACCGCAACAACACAGGUAAGGCGGACAUGGGUUCUAAUCCCAACAACCGCAACAACACAGGUACGUGGGACAUGGGUUCUAAUCCCAACAACAACCGCAACAACACAGGUAAGGAGGACAUGGGUUCUAGUCCCAACAACCGCAACAACACAGGUACGUGGGACAUGGGUUCUAGUCCCAACAACAACACAGGUGGUAUGGCGGAGACUGACUCCACACCGGACAUGUUAGUGAGCGGUGACUCCAACUUCAGUAUUUUGUACAUGCCCUGGGUUUAUGAUCUAAACCUAAACUUGUGGACUUGA